UCCACUGGGUUUGAGCUGUGUUGACUACCAUUACUUCUUCCUUUGUUCUCUAUUAUGUCCGGGAUGGUGGCUCUGCGGAUCUCCAGAGGCCUUUGGACGGCAGCUGUGAUGGUGACCCUGGCGGUGCUGAGCACCCCAGGGGCUGAGGGCAGAGACUCGCCACAGGAUUUCGUGUUCCAGUUUAAGGGCCUGUGUUACUUCACCAACGGGACGGAGCGUGUGCGGGGUGUGACCAGAUACAUCUACAACCGGGAGGAGUACGUGCGCUUCGACAGCGACUGGGGCGAGUACCGGGCGGUGACGCCGCUGGGGCGGCCGGACGCCGAGUACUGGAACAGCCAGAAGGACAUCCUGGAGCGGGUGCGGGCCGAGGCGGACACGGUGUGCAGAAACAACUACCAGGUGGAUGCCCCCUUCACCUGGCAGCGGCGAGUGGAACCUACAGUGACCAUCUCCCCAUCCAGGACUGAGGCUCUAAACCACCACAACCUGCUGGUCUGCUCGGUGACAGAUUUCUAUCCAGGCCAGAUCAAGGUUCGGUGGUUCCGGAAUGACCAGGAGGAGACAGCCGGAGUUGUGUCCACGCCUCUUAUUAGGAACGGGGACUGGACCUUCCAGAUCCUCGUGAUGCUGGAAAUGACCCCCCAGCGAGGAGAUGUCUACACCUGCCGCGUGGAGCACCCCAGCCUCCAGAGCCCCAUCAUGGUGGAGUGGCGGGCGCAGUCUGAAUCUGCCCAGAGCAAGAUGCUGAGUGGUGUUGGGGGCUUCGUGCUGGGGCUGAUCUUCCUCGGGCUGGGCCUCAUCGUCCGUCGCAGGAGCCAGAAGGGGCUCGUGCGCUGACUCCCGAGGAUACUUUGAUGGAGAUUGGACUUCGCUCUUCUGUAAUAGCUGCCUGUUCUUGCCCAGAAUUCCCAGCUGCCCGUCUCUCUGUUCCUCUGAGAUCAGAUCCUAUAGUGACUCUGAUGCAGUCACCAGGUCACUUCCUGUGACCACCCGCCCCAACAGGGAUCUGGCUGUAACGAUGCUGCUUCCUGCACCUUCCUAUGUACUGCCAACCGCAUCUGCUCAGACCCUGAGAAUUGUUUCUGUUCCCAUUUUCACUCCCAUGUUCAGCCUGUCCUCCUCUGAGAUCAGAGUCUUUCUUAGAUUAACUCUGACACAAUCACCAGUUCACCCCUUGUGACCCCUGCCCUAAGGAUUUGGCUGCGAUGCUGCUUCCUGCAUGGACCCUGGAGCCUCUGCCUGUGCACUGCCAACAGCGUCUACUCAGACCCCAAGGGAUUUUUCUGUUUCCAUUCUCCCUCUGCAGAUCAUUCAAGGGAAGCACAUUGAAACCAUUACCUGGUU
Molecule: messenger RNA, 1347 nt
Organism: Budorcas taxicolor (takin)
Lineage: Eukaryota; Metazoa; Chordata; Mammalia; Artiodactyla; Bovidae
Product: boLa class II histocompatibility antigen, DQB*0101 beta chain
Exons: 5
Coding region: 55-840 (261 amino acids)
Biological process (GO): peptide antigen assembly with MHC class II protein complex; antigen processing and presentation of exogenous peptide antigen via MHC class II; immune response
Cellular component (GO): membrane; MHC class II protein complex
Molecular function (GO): MHC class II protein complex binding
Source: RefSeq, a predicted model, not a curated record